This is a messenger RNA of Penicillium cosmopolitanum, 207 nucleotides long. RefSeq lists its product as uncharacterized. The transcript has 2 exons. The coding region runs from base 1 to 207 and encodes 68 amino acids. The record is from RefSeq and is a predicted model, not a curated record. NCBI's taxonomy places the organism in Eukaryota, Fungi, Ascomycota, Eurotiomycetes, Eurotiales, Aspergillaceae.
AUGCAGUCUGAGGUGGCACUGGCUGGAAUCUCCAGGGCUCACCUAACAAUACCGUAUACUUUGCGUCUCAAGAUUCGUACUCCGCAGUUCGCAGUUCGCAGUUCGCAGUUCGCACCUCGCAGUUCGCACUUCGCACUUCGCAACUGCGUUAACCCCGCACUUACACGCUUUAAGUUCCCGAGAGCCUCUGCGCCUGAGCACGCAUGA